GAAAGGAGAAUACGUUCAUGAUUUGAUCGAUAGCCGCGACCUCUUAAAGCAAAUAAUACUUAAGGUGUUUCGUUACGCAGUCAGUGACGCAUUUAUGAAUUACGUAUGAAGCUUAAACAUGCGCUUGUAAUUAAUGUAAUUUUAAUAGACUUACGUAAUUAAUAAAAUCAUUGUUUUCACUGGUUUCCUAAUGUGAUGUUACAACUUUGAUGAAUACGUAAAGGGCUAGCUACGAUCAAGUAAUUGUCAACAUAGUUUCAUGCGAUUGUUUGGACUUUUAGUAUUGAGUUUGAAGAUGGGAGUCGACGGUGCUAUUCAAGAAUCUAUGGAUGUAGAAAUUUUGCCAUCAACGAGUGGCUACAACGCAAAAAACAAGGAGAAGACUGGGAAAUCGGACAAUCUGCCAUGGAUUGAAAAAUAUCGACCACAAGUAUUUUCCGACAUUGUUGGCAAUGAAGAUACAGUAUCCAGAUUAUCAGUGUUUGCCCAACACGGCAACUGUCCUAAUAUUAUCAUUGCUGGCCCACCAGGUGUUGCACGCAUUUUAUUGGGACCAGCGUUUAAAGAAGCAGUAUUGGAAUUAAACGCGUCAAACGAUAGAGGAAUAGAUGUGGUCAGAAAUAAGAUUAAAAUGUUUGCUCAAAAGAGGGUAAACUUGCCGAAAGGGAAGCACAAAAUAAUAAUUCUCGAUGAAGCUGAUAGCAUGACUGAAGGUGCGCAACAAGCACUACGUAGAACAAUGGAAAUAUACAGUCAUACAACUAGAUUUGCAUUAGCUUGUAAUUCAAGCGAAAAGAUUAUCGAGCCAAUACAGUCACGUUGUGCCAUGUUAAGAUAUGGAAAAUUGUCAGACGCACAAGUUUUAGCAAAGAUUAUUGAAAUUUGUAGGAUAGAAGAUGUUUCACAUACAGACGAUGGUCUAGAGGCAAUAGUGUUUACUGCACAAGGUGAUAUGAGACAGGCUCUAAAUAAUUUACAAUCAACUUAUAAUGGUUUUGGUCAUGUAAAUAAUGUGAAUGUUUUUAAAGUUUGUGAUGAACCGCAUCCAUUACUUGUUAAAGAGAUGCUUGAGUUAUGUACACAGGGUAACAUUUCCAAAGCAUAUGGGAUAAUGAAACAUUUAUGGAAAAUGGGAUACUCUGCAGAAGAUUUAAUCAGUAAUAUAUUCAGAGUUUGUAAGAAUCUACCUAUCGAAGAAACGUUAAAAUUAGAUUUUGUAAAAGAAAUUGGAAUAACUCAUCUAGGAAUAGUGGAUGGAAUUAAUAGUUUACUACAAAUGAAUAGUCUUCUUGCCAGACUUUGUCUAAGAUCUAUGCAGAGUUAAGAAUGAAAUGUCUACUAAUUAUUUAAGAGAAUAAAACUAUUUAUAUAUU
Molecule: messenger RNA, 1373 nt
Organism: Heterotrigona itama
Lineage: Eukaryota; Metazoa; Arthropoda; Insecta; Hymenoptera; Apidae
Source: the annotation of a GenBank genome assembly